AUGUCCUACGCGAUAGAAACGAAGAAGCGCAAAUUUGAUCGGCUCCUGGAAUCGCUCACAGAAGGGUCCAGCCCAUCGCAACAAGACGAUAACCCGAACAAUGCACGCAAUAAAGUAACGGCCUCGAGACAUAGCUCAUUCGACUCGCUCAAAAGACGGCGCCUUGCCCAAAGUCUAGGAAGAUCGACAUCGAAGUCUUCUCUAAUUAACAACUACCUUCCUUCUAGCAGAGCUGCAUUCUUAGAAAGACUGGAAACCUACAGACACGUUACGAAAUGGCACGUCCCUUCCACUGUAUCAAUCAAUGCUGCUCAAUGGGCCAAAAGAGGUUGGAUCUGCGUCGAUGUUGAUACAGUUGCUUGUGGGUAUUGCGGAGAGAGAGUAACUGUCGACCUGGAUGUCAGUUCAAGACCUGUUGUGGGCGAGGAUCAGGACGAGGAAACACGACAGUCUGGAAUUCAGCAAGAUGAGGCCGCUGACGAUCUGGAGGUCGAAGUCUACGAAGCAUUGGUCAACCGCUAUGAAGAAAUGAUCACAACCUCACAUUCCGGUACCUGUUCCUGGCGAAAAAGAGGCUGUGAUGCCUCCAUACAACGCAUUGAAGGGCUGCUCAAUGGUUCUACCACGGUCACGGCUACAAAAGCGAGGUUGCAAGGCAUUAUCGAGAAGAUAGACGAUAUACCCACAGUGUCGGAUCUACCUGCCUAUAAUGAUUUACCACCACCUAAUCUCGACAAUUUACAAGAAGCUGGAGACAAAAACCCGCUGAAACUCGCAAUGUGUGGGUGGCAAUACAAAGAGCCUGAUGUUAUAGAGUGCAAGCACUGUCUCAGGUCACUGGGCUUGUGGUUGUAUCGAGGUACAUCUCCCACAGUCGAGAAUUUGGACGCGGUCGAUAGUCAUCUUGAUUACUGUCCAUGGAGGUCUGCCGAGGCUCAAGAUACCGAGAUCGUGCUGCCUGCCAACGGAUCUAAUAUUAGCAAGAAGAUUAAAUUACCGGGUUGGGCAUUGGUUUAUCAUGCUUUCUUGAAACAGACAGUGAAAAGAAGAAGUGGUGGAGAUGCGGAGUCUUGGUCAACUGCUCAGCCCGACGAUGAUCAUGCCUUACGAGAACAGCAAACGCCUGAACAACGUGAGAGGAGGAUGAAAGACCUCAUGAGGCGAAUCAAGGAGAUCAAGAAACCAUUCAACGUUAAAGGUCUUCUGAACAGGAAGGACACUGUGCGGACAUAA
Molecule: messenger RNA, 1233 nt
Organism: Lithohypha guttulata
Lineage: Eukaryota; Fungi; Ascomycota; Eurotiomycetes; Chaetothyriales; Trichomeriaceae
Exons: 1
Coding region: 1-1233 (410 amino acids)
Cellular component (GO): nucleus
Molecular function (GO): zinc ion binding
Source: RefSeq, a predicted model, not a curated record